Atta colombica is the source of this 1236-nucleotide messenger RNA. RefSeq names its product protein cortex. Gene Ontology annotation, cellular component: anaphase-promoting complex. Gene Ontology annotation, molecular function: anaphase-promoting complex binding; ubiquitin ligase activator activity; protein binding. Gene Ontology annotation, biological process: positive regulation of ubiquitin protein ligase activity; anaphase-promoting complex-dependent catabolic process; positive regulation of anaphase-promoting complex-dependent catabolic process. The transcript is spliced from 8 exons. The coding region runs from base 1 to 1236 and encodes 411 amino acids. NCBI's taxonomy places the organism in Eukaryota, Metazoa, Arthropoda, Insecta, Hymenoptera, Formicidae. The record is from RefSeq and is a predicted model, not a curated record.
AUGUUAGAACAGGUUUUAAUACCAGAAUUAGAUCAAGACAAGAUUUUACGCUUUAGCGGCUUGAUGGUGCGACGACCUCGGAAUCCGCCGCGUUCGGAAUACGAGAAGAAAGAUGGUUGGAAGUGCAUAUCCCGCAAGAAGAUUCUGAUAGGAAGUGCGGAAAAGAUGUUGUCUGUGCCCGAAGAUGUAGUCUCUUUGCAAGGGAAUAAUAAUAUGGCGAUGGAUUGGAGUUGCAAUAACAUGUUGGCCGUGUCCAAUAAUGAUCGCCUGAUUGUAUAUGAUAAUGAUGGUGAAAAGGUAUCAUCCAGUGUCAUCCGAUGUAAGUCGAUAACUUAUAAUAACAAUCAAAUCACCGACAUUAAAUGGGCCAGUGACGGCAAUAAAUUGAUAAUGUCCGUCCUCUUUCCUGAAAACGACACUUCAAUGCUCGUGAUGUACGAUUUGAAAAAGCAAAAAAUCUUGUGGGACGUCAUGUGUAAAUGUCGAUUGGAAGAAAAAGGCUGUGUUAUGCGUUGCGUUUGCUGGUCAGCUUACGAUCGUCAAAUCGUCACCGGAUGUGCCGGCAAAAUAUCAAUAUUCGACCCUGACACGGGUAUAUUGCUGCACACCAGGCUCGAGCUUACGAGAGCUGAGAUCCUGAAUCUAAGUUUCUCGCCAAAUUACAAGUAUCUUGUAUCGACCGGGGAGGACAAAAUCGUCCGAUUAUUUUCCUGGUCGGAAUUGACUCCUUUUUUCAAUAUCAGAUUCUUUAAACCUGUAAAGGCGGUCGCUUGGCACCCGCAAGUACCCGACUUGCUUUGUAUAGGUGGAAGGAAGAACGGAUCGCUAUCAUUAUGGAAUGUCAACAAGUGUGCGAUGACAGCCUUUGUGCGUGCCAAAUUCAAUGGUCGCGUGGAAAAUCUCGCUUGGAAUAAGUUAAGUGGUGAGUUGGUCGUACAUUGGACUUACAAAGAAGAGGACAAUAUAUACACCAUUGUCGCAGUGCUCGCCAGUUUUAAUCGGAUUGUCGACGUGCUGCCAUUGGAUAAAGAAAUACGGCUUUGCUUCUUGAAGUUCAAUGCCGCGCACGAGCAACUAAUGAUACAGCAAUGGGCCACAAUGGCGGACGUCCUUGAUUCUGAUGAUAGUGAUCAAGACUCCUCGCCUCAGCCCUGUCCCUUCCAGAAUAACUCCUCGCCUGAUUGGGCUGCGACGGAACUGGAUUGCAGGACCGGUCGCGCAGUCACGUGUCGAUGA